AUGAAUAAGAAACUUGGAGGGAAGCAACCCACGGGAACUCCAUCAUUGGCAUGGUCGUGUGUUGUUGUCUUAGUGUCACUUCUCACUGGCGCUUCUGUUGUGCANUCAGACGUGUGCGCUUGCCCUACGUUUCUGUACUUGAUAACAAUUAGCUUUGCUAUGAAACUUUACUUUCUGGCAAGCAAAAUAUCCAAUUUAUGUGAUGAUGUGAAAAAGAAGUGCUGUGAACUUCAGACACUGCAAGGAAUAGUGACUUUAUACAUGAUCGUUGAACCUCAAAUUACUUCGUGUGUUGUCGAUUACCAGUAUUCGUUACACGGGCUGUCGGUGAAUUCCAAUGAGUAUGGGCUUACAAUGUCCGAGAACAGUGAUGGGGACUGCCCUCCUGCUCUGAGAUUUGUGACCGGAAGCUCAGAUGUAGGAACCAUAAAUGCCCAGCUCCAUGUCUUAGCACGAUCUUACCUGCCCAGUGAAGGCAAAUUGUUCAUUUUGGACACUAGUUAUCAAUUUGGGUUCAUGUUUCUCUGGAAGUUCUUGAUAGAUAUAUAUGUGCUUGAAUAUUUUUCAACUAUUGGUAUUGAAAGCGAUUUUCCAUAUGUCAAGAUCGGAAGCUAUGGACAAGAUCUGAAUCUUAUGACCAGAUACCAACACAUGAUCCUCAUGGAUGAAAGAGGUAACAGGUUCACCCCGUUUAACGAAUUUGAAACUGUGAUGGAUACAAACAAAGAUUUAAAUGUGUUAGCAGUUGCCAUAGACUUACGCCCUAAACGUCUAAUCCACAUGAGAGAUGGUUCAGAAACAUAUGUGCAGGAAGUUGUACUAAUUGACAAGGACUUCCAAACAAUUCUACUGACAAUGUGGGAUGCCUUUGUUGAAAGGGAGUGCUCUACAAUUGCACAGAAUAUAUCUAAGAAACCAGUGCUUAUAGGACUCCACUUGAAAGUAUCUUCAUUCAACGGGCUGACACUAUCCACAAGAACACACAGCUGUUUCUUCAUUGAUCAUAAAUUUAAGGAAGUGGAUGAGAUGAAAUUAUGGGCUCUCAACAAUAGUGGAAGAUUAAAUGAAAUCACUGCAAUGAAAGCCUAUCUUUUGUUAAGUCCUUCAAAGUUGUCACCUCCAGCUGCAAACAGAUUUACUCAAAUUCUGGAAAUCCAAUCUUCAGUUCUCGAAAACAUAUAUUUCUGGGAGAAAUGUACUCCUGUAGAUUUUGCAAAUCUAGCAACUCAAUUGCAUCUCCAAGAGCCAGAGCUGAUGUAA
Messenger RNA from Fraxinus pennsylvanica, 1260 nucleotides. NCBI's taxonomy places the organism in Eukaryota, Viridiplantae, Streptophyta, Magnoliopsida, Lamiales, Oleaceae. The record is from the annotation of a GenBank genome assembly.